This is a messenger RNA of Nematolebias whitei (Rio pearlfish), 808 nucleotides long. Its product is annotated as E3 ubiquitin-protein ligase TRIM47. Bases 44 to 808 code for a protein of 254 amino acids. The record is from RefSeq and is a predicted model, not a curated record. The transcript is spliced from 4 exons. Gene Ontology annotation, molecular function: zinc ion binding. NCBI's taxonomy places the organism in Eukaryota, Metazoa, Chordata, Actinopteri, Cyprinodontiformes, Rivulidae.
GUUUAAAGAAAGGUUGGAUGCCACAACAGACAGUUUUGACCUAAUGUCGGAGCCUCCUACAUGCUGCAUCUGCCUGGAUGAGUUCACCAGCCCCACCACCCUCCCUUGUGGACACGUCUUCUGCCUGGAAUGUAUAGGAGAAUACUGGAGGAUCAAUGAUGCCUGCCAGUGCCCGCUCUGCAAGGCAGACUUUCCAGAAAGACUAGAGUUGAAAACCAACCAAACACUACAGAGUCUUGCUAAGACAGUACCUCUAAGAGCUGGAGAGGUCCCUUGUGAUUUCUGUUCGGAGGAACAAGCCGCAGUCAGGUCCUGUCUGACAUGCUUGGCCUCUUACUGCACUGCUCAUCUGCAGCCACAUUACCAGUCGGAAGAUCUUCGACGCCACCAACUGAUCAAUGUGAUGAAGAACUUGGAUGACUCUGUGUGCAGAAUGCACGAGAGGCCAUUAGGACUGUUCUGCAAGAGCGACCAAACCUGUAUUUGCACAAAGUGUGCUGAGAUAGACCACAGAGGACAUCGCAUUAUUUCUAUUAACAGAGAGGCAGCAAAAAAGAAGGGGAUACUGAAACGAAGACGGAGUAAACUUCAGCAAGAAAUUCACACUAGGCGGAGUAAAGUUCAUGAAAUUAAGCUGUCUGGAGACAUCGGUGGAGAAAGCCCACAAGCAGCGUGGAUGCAAAACACAAAGCUCCUUGAACAGCUGGAAGGAGAAAUCACUGAGCUGCAGGAGAAAAACACGGAGCUGGAGCAACUUUUACAGACUGAAGACAACCUGCUCUUCUUACAGAGAUUCCUACACCCUUAG